Notodromas monacha is the source of this 450-nucleotide messenger RNA. The record is from the annotation of a GenBank genome assembly. NCBI's taxonomy places the organism in Eukaryota, Metazoa, Arthropoda, Ostracoda, Podocopida, Cyprididae.
CCUUGAAUUUCACAAGUCAGUCGGGCUGAGUCAUGAUUUUCGUCUAAAUUUAUCGCAGUUUUUCUUGUCGCAUACAAAAUGGGGUUUCGACCCAAGAUUCUGCUCUUGGCUGUGAUCAUCACCACGGUCUUGCUUUGUAGCUCAGUGGCAGACGCCAAAGACUCGACAGGAACGAAGCAACGAUCGGGGUCCAAAGUCCCACUGUCCCCAAAUGCUCGACUUCGCGGACAACAACAGCAAAAACAACGAGAUGUUUUCUUCGCAGCUUAUCAAAUCGGGGAAGGUAUUCCGAGAUGGAUUUGGUUAACGUGCUUGUGGUCAAUCCUGCUUUUGGCGUGCACAGUCGUCGCAGUUUCAUACGUGCUCGGAGCAGUUUUCCACGUCUUCAGCAAAGAUAUCAAAUUGAGUUUCGAAAAGCCAGUGAGUGAAGAUCGUCACUUCCGACAAUUA